GUUAUGUUAUGGGUGAAUUUAUCUUAAAUUGUUGAUUUUUUUUAUUCUUUUUUCAUUGUUUGAUUUUUUUUCAAUUUUUUUUUUCAUUUUUUGAACUAGAAUUACCACAGCAGAAAUGGUGUUAUAUUACAUCUUUGUUGGUGGUUCACUCACUGUCGGCACUCUGACAUUACAGCCCCCCCAGCAUUUCUUUUCUGGCGCCAUCCCUGGUCCCAUAACCUGAAAAUCGUCAGGGGAAAACCGCUACAGUGCAAAAUUAGCUUAAUUUAAAUGUGUUUGCUGAGAUAUGGCCACAUGAGCACAGGCUCUCCCCCUGUCAAAGCUCUCGCUGUUCAUAAGGUUUAUGAGCAAAAUAAUAGAAAACUUCACAACUUUGCUGUUAUUUUUAAACUUAAAAAAUUUUUUAAAAAAAUAACGUUAGCAAACCGAUUUUUGAUAUAUUUAUUAACAGAUAUGACAUAUUUAGAACCAUUAUGUUCUUUUAUGCUUCGUGGUUAAAAUAUCAGAUUUCCAAAAAUGAUUUUUUUGUGUGUGAACUCCCUCCUACUCGAAUUAUUACAAAUCUCAUCAGAGGUAUAUCGCGUAACGUUCACUAAGUUGAUUUUUCCUGAUUAUAUAUUUUUUUUAUUAAAAAGGUAUCUAGGCCAAAAUGGCCCCUAACCUAUUUACAACAUUAACAUAAAAAUAAAAGUUAAUAGAACUACUCCUAUAAUAACUUGUCAAACGCUAAUUCAGCUUAUUUAAAGCAGAUGCGAUGAAAGGCACAAAGGGAUUAAAACAUAACGGAGACAAUAACGAGCCAACAAAGACAACAUUCUCCUUACUGGUAGAAAAGCAAACAAAUAUCAAGUUAAAACCUUUUUUUUUACUCAAGGUACCGAUCUCGUACGACAAAAGAUGUCUUCAUGCUUCUGUCACAAGCAUGAAUGAUUCACAAUAUUUUUGGUUCUAACAGCCCUGUUUAUUUCUGAAAGAUAACAAUAUAAUGAUAAGGUGGACAAACUCAGUGAGUGAUAGUAACGUCAAUGUUGAUGCCCCAGCUUUUUUGGGUAUUGUUUUUGUCUCUACUCGCGCGAAAGCCUAAUAUUACUGUUUUGUUGUUUCCCAAAUGAAUCAGAAAUCAACCCAGAUGAUUGGAUGCAAGACUGGAUGCAGCCACCAUCUCCUGAAAGAGUUCCAACCAAUUGCCCACCUGGACUAGAGCAUCUCGCUGUAAUGCCAGAAAUUUUCAUUCAUCAAAAAAUCAGCUGGGUUGAAAUUUGCUGUGACUGGGAGGCAAACCAGCAGUAUGAAAUUCUACACCCAGAAACAAAUAAAAGGCUGUACAAGGUAGUUGAAGAUACAUCAUGCUGCACCCGUGCAUGGUGUGCUGAAUCCAGACCCCUGGAAAUGAGCAUUUUGGAUUACACUGAAAAGGAGGUGCUGCACAUCUCAAGACCGUUCCAUUGCGCCUCCGGAACUGGCUGCCCCCCAUGUAUGGAUGAAAUGGUCAUAUCAACACCUGAUGGAAAACUUCUUGGCAGUGUAAAGCAACAAUUUGCUUGGCUAAUCCCAAGGCACCAUGUUCUAGAUGCCAGUGGCGACGUCGUCUUUCGCAUUGAAGGACCUUGUUGGUAUUGCCGGUGCUGUUCAGAAGUGCCCUUCAAGAUUUAUGCUCGAGGUGAGAGUCAGGAAGUUGGCAUAAUAGCGAAAAGAUGGACUGGGACGGCGAAGGAAUGCUGUACGGAUGUGGACAAUUUUCGAAUUGCCUUUCCCAAUAAUCUUGAUGUUCGCCUGAAAGCUCUUUUACUCGGUGCCUGCUUUUCAAUUGACUUGCUGUUCUUUGAAAACAGAGGCUAGUGAAAGUAUUUGGAGGAAGACAUAAGUGCUGCCACUUGAACUGAUCCACCACAUAUCUACGCCAUUUGCUACAAAUUGACUUGCGAUAUUGUUUUUAAAGCAAGUAUCAAAGAUAUUGGUUAGCGUAAUUUCUCGCACACCUGUAUUGAAAUGUAUCUUUGAAAUUGUAUUUAAAGGUAAAGUUGGUUUGGCCAUUCCAUCGCUACAUUUUAUUCACCAUGCAAAGGGAUAGCCUUUUGUGACGGUAAAAAAAUACUUUGCUUGCACGCUUUUGUAUCUUACAUACAACGUGCUACAAUAUAUGAAACAUUGUUAUUCGCUGCUACCCUUCAUUAGAUGUAAAUAUUAGAUAUGCAUUAUUAUUUGCAAUCAAUUCAAAGUUUUUAGGUAUACACGAUCAGGUUUUUAUGUUAUUUAAUUUGAAGUAACGGUAUUGAGAGCUUGCUGUUAUCUUCUUUGUCAUUCUAGCUCUUCCAAUCAUUCCUGUAUAUUUUUGAAAAAAGAGAGCAUUUUGGAA
This is a messenger RNA of Rhopilema esculentum, 2356 nucleotides long. The record is from RefSeq and is a predicted model, not a curated record. Lineage: Eukaryota; Metazoa; Cnidaria; Scyphozoa; Rhizostomeae; Rhizostomatidae.